Messenger RNA from Meloidogyne enterolobii, 543 nucleotides. The record is from the annotation of a GenBank genome assembly. Lineage: Eukaryota; Metazoa; Nematoda; Chromadorea; Rhabditida; Meloidogynidae.
UUUAGUGCUUUAAAAUAUAAAAAAAUGAGCAGACCGAAAGUAUUCUUUGAUAUUACUCUUGGUGGCAAGGCGGCAGGUCGCAUUGUGAUGGAGCUGUUUUCGGACAUCGUUCCGAAGACGGCGGAAAACUUUCGUGCUUUGUGUACUGGAGAGAAAGGAAUGGGACAUAGCGGAAAACCUUUGCACUACAAAGGAUCUAAAUUCCAUCGUGUUAUUCCAAACUUUAUGCUUCAGGGAGGUGACUUCACUCGUGGAAAUGGCACUGGUGGCGAGUCUAUUUAUGGAGAGAAGUUUGCCGACGAAAACUUCAAGGAAAAGCACACUUGCGCCGGUCAAUUGUCUAUGGCCAAUGCUGGACCUAACACCAAUGGAUCUCAAUUCUUCAUUACGACUGUUAAGACUGAGUGGCUCGAUGGGAAGCACGUUGUUUUUGGCAAAGUGAUCGAAGGAAUUGAGGUCGUCAAAGCUGUUGAGGCUAUUGGUUCACAAAGCGGCAAAACUAGCAAGGAUGCUGUCAUCGCCGACUGUGGUCAAUUGGCUUGA